AUGUUCUUUCAUUAAGAAUUUAAGCCCUAGCUUGGAAGUUCUGAAUCUUCUGCUCUAUAUGCGGAUUUAUACAAUCCUAAUCAUGAAUAGUCUGAAUAAUAUGAAUCAAUCUAUGAUUAUUUCAACCAAAAUAGAAGAAAAAUAACCUUAAAUUUGAAAAAGUCUAGAAAGAUUAAGCUUGUAGAUACUAAGAAAGUUUUUGAUAAGAGGCCUAGUCACGAUUCUACGAAUAUGAAUUUUAAAAAUAUGAAUAAGGUGAAGGAUUCGUUUGAUGAGAAACUUCAAAUGGAUAAACUCUAAACAUCUCCUAAAUAUAUGUUGAAGUAACUCGAAGAUCAUGUUCGCAAUGAGGCAAAUGAAUCUGGCAUGCCUAAUAAAGUACAUAAAGACAAAAUUAAGCUGGCUUAGAUCUAAAAAAGCAUUGAUAUCAUGAAGAAAAAGUAUGAGUCUAAGAAUAAUCUAGAUAUUUUGAGGUUUUUUGAUAGACUUGGAAUUGACCUAAUUAUCUAAAAUCAAACUUUAUAUGAGUAGUUUUGCAAUAGAGUAAAUUAAUCGAUGAAUGAAAAGAAGACAUAUUAUUAGCCAAACGAUCAUCUUAUGAAGAUGUUUUAAAAGGAGGAAGAAGUUAGUAUCAAUUGGAAUUAAAUAAAAAAAUUUAGAAGAAGUAGUCUUAACAAUCACCUACCAUCUACUAUCAAAAGUUUUGACAGAGUAGCAUUUAUUACUGCAUAAAAUGAAUAGUAUAAUUAGCAAUCAGAAAGAACACUCGAUAAUAUGAAAUCCAAAGAGUUUGAAAUACUUGAAAGGAUUCUCUCACCAAAAAAGUAAAUGAAGAUAAAAAACUUCCUUGAAAUCAAUAAGCACUAAAUAUCAAGCGAUUUCACUGAUAGAAGUAAACUUAUUGAUGACAGUAAAAUGAAAUACGGGGGAUACUCGAUCGAAAGUAGCAGACCUUAAAUAUUUAGGGGAAGUUUAAAUGAGAGUCCUAACAGAUUUUAGAGUUUGUAUGAUUUCUUUCAAAAGUCAAGAUUUGACGUCGAAUAGCAAAUAUGUGCAAAGAAAAAGUAGAAUAACUCGUAGAUAUUUGAUGAUGUAAACAGAAUUUUAGAUGAUUGUACUGAUUACACGUCAAGACUUCAUGAGUCAGAGCUUAUUAAUAAAGUAGAUAGUGAAGCUUAAAUGAUUUAAAAGGAUAAUGAACUUUUCAAAGAGGGUUUAUAAGAGUACUUAAACAUGGAAAAAGACGAAUUACUCUAUGGCAAAAGUUUACAAGAUGUUGUUAAAGAGAGAGGCUAUUAAAAGUUUCAAGAUUAUGAAAAUUAUAUGAAUCCUGAUGUGAUUAAGAAGAUGCAGGAUAGAAGUAAUGAGAUUGCAAUGUACUUAAAUGGCAAGAAAUAAAUUUGGAAACCAGAUAAAUUUGUGCUCUCCAAAAAGAGCAAUUACGCUAAGGAUCUCAACGAUUUAUUUGACAAAAGAUGA
This is a messenger RNA of Stylonychia lemnae, 1479 nucleotides long. The record is from the annotation of a GenBank genome assembly. Lineage: Eukaryota; Ciliophora; Spirotrichea; Sporadotrichida; Oxytrichidae.